GGAGUGGAUGUUUUCAGAGCUUGCAGCUGCAUUGUUCCCUGCCUGAGGAUGAGGCUAACCUAGGAGAAGAACUGCUGGGAUUGCUGCUUGCUGUGUAUCCUGAGAAGAUAAAGGAUGACCCUGAGCUACAGGUACCUUAUGUCUCCCCCGGGGGCCGUUCAGGAAGCCGUGGAGGUAGCUUUAGAUGCUGGAUAUCGGCACGUCGACUGUGCUUAUUUUUACCAGAACGAGACCGAGAUCGGAGCAGCCUUUCAAAAGAAGCUCGGGGAAGGGAGGCUGAAGAGAGAUGAGCUCUAUGUGGUGAGCAAGCUGUGGAACAGCUUCCACGCCCCGCAGGAUGUGAAGCCGGCUUUCCUGAAAAGCCUGACGAUGCUGAACCUGGAUUACCUGGAUCUCUAUCUCAUGCACUCUCCAAUGGGCUUUCCGAAUAUCAGUGGGGAGCUCAUGCCUCAAAAGGACGGAUUGCUUCUGCAGUCGGAUGUGGACUACGUGGACACCUGGAGGGCGAUGGAGAAGCUGGUGGACGAAGGCCUGGUGAAAUCGGUGGGGGUUUCCAACUUCAACAUCUCCCAGCUGGAGAGGCUGCUGUCCGUGUGCAGGAUCAAACCUGCCGCCAACCAGGUGGAGCUGCACCCCUACCUAACCCAGCCCGAGCUGGUGGAAUACUGCAAGUCUAAGGGGAUUGUCCUCAUUGCAUACAGUCCCUUUGGCUGCCCUGCCCUGCCCUGCAGCAGGAGGCUUUGCUGCCUCCCAGCGGUGCUGGGAAGGCGACUCUCCACCAGCCUCCUGUUUGCAAAGUACUGCCUGUUCGCCGAGAGCAGCAGCCGUUGUUCAGGACUCUCCAAAUCCUCUUCCCUUAGCCCUUCGGGGGAGAACAGCCCUGUGCCUCUCCUGGAGAAUCCCACAGUGAAUGAGAUCGCUCAGAAGCAUGGAAAAACCAGCGCUCAGGUUCUCAUCCGCUUCCACAUUCAGAGGGGCAUCGCCACCAUCCCGAAAAGCAUCACCCCGGCCCGCAUCGUGGAGAACGCAGAGGUAACGGGGAUGGCUAGCGAGCCGGGAGCCCUCUUCGCUCCUGGCCAAUGGCUGAGGUGUUACUGUCACCAGGGCAGGGUAUACGACUUUCACCUGACACACAAAGAAAUCCAGACGCUGGAAGGACUAAACUGCAACACGCGAUUUAUUAAAUGGAACUUGCUGGGGAUGGAGACACACAAACACUUCCCAUUCAGUGACAAGAAAUGGGAAGUCAGUCCUGGAAGAUCCGCUUCCCAGUAACUCAACUGCAUGUAUUGGCAAGCUUUCAAAAUGAUCCAUAUCAGCCUCUCAAAAUCCUUAUGAAAACGUACUAGGCAAGGUAAACUAAAAUCUACUUGCCUACCUGUACACUGGGGCUAAAACUAAUUAUGUUUUAUUUCCCAUUUUAAAUGAUGUGAGAAUGGAGGAUAAGAAUUUUACAAGGGUGAUUUUAAAUAUUUGCUCAGCAAAGGGUAAGGGGGGAUCUUGAUAAGCUAUUUGUUCUCUGGAGACAGUUUCUAGAUGUGGGGGUAAAGGAUUAGACCCUUCUGUAAUGUUCCCCUGAUUUUCUUUCAGUAACACAAUAAAAACCAGCUGCCCAAUGACAGCAUUUAGCA
This is a messenger RNA of Mauremys reevesii (Reeves's turtle), 1631 nucleotides long. RefSeq names its product 1,5-anhydro-D-fructose reductase-like. Gene Ontology annotation, molecular function: aldose reductase (NADPH) activity. NCBI's taxonomy places the organism in Eukaryota, Metazoa, Chordata, Testudines, Geoemydidae. The record is from RefSeq and is a predicted model, not a curated record. Gene Ontology annotation, cellular component: cytosol; mitochondrion. The transcript is spliced from 10 exons. The coding region runs from base 115 to 1275 and encodes 386 amino acids.